Frankliniella occidentalis (western flower thrips) is the source of this 3533-nucleotide messenger RNA. RefSeq names its product zinc finger protein 626-like. The record is from RefSeq and is a predicted model, not a curated record. Lineage: Eukaryota; Metazoa; Arthropoda; Insecta; Thysanoptera; Thripidae. Gene Ontology annotation, biological process: regulation of transcription by RNA polymerase II. Gene Ontology annotation, molecular function: DNA-binding transcription factor activity, RNA polymerase II-specific; RNA polymerase II cis-regulatory region sequence-specific DNA binding. Bases 325 to 2610 code for a protein of 761 amino acids. The transcript has 8 exons. Gene Ontology annotation, cellular component: nucleus.
UUGCGGCUCUUGUCUUUCCGCGCGUACAAGCACAACAUCACAAUCGUUCGGUAACAUCGAUUGUAUCGUGCAGCAUACAACAAUUAUUCACAGCGCUUAUUAUUAUUUGCAGUUUACAGUUGCAGUGUUUGCAGGACCAAACAAAAGCUCCUUUGUUUUGUUGUUUGAUUUGUUGAUACUCCUACCUGUUGAACGGAACAGUAUUUUCUUGAGCUUGAAAGUAGUUCAUGUACAUAUCCUUAUUACAAAUCUUACUUUGAAGACAACUCCAUCCACACUCUCACUUCUUUCCAACGAUAAUGAAAUCCAGCCUCCCAUGGGUGGAUGUUUUUGAUUUGCGGUAAUGUUUGUGUCUUCCAAUUAAGAAGAUGGACCAAGAUGUUGAUAUCUUAUAUUGAUGCAAGACCCAGCGCAGACUUCAGAACCAUGGCAGCAUCCAUAUCCUCAGACUCUUGUGAAAUUUCUCUACAUGCAACAACUGGCUCGUCAAGUAGUAUGGACUUUUUGAGGAAUGCAGACACUUCAAACAAUAUUCCAUUUAGUGAUAUGCUUGACUAUGAUGGGUGUGGAUAUAGUUUAUCAACGAAAGUCUCUCCUAAGUACGGAAAUGAACAAAUGCAAAGUUAUGUUUCUAUCAUACCAGGCAAAUAUGAUUUAAAUACAAGUGUACCUGAAAACUACUUCAAUCUUGAAAAAUCUGUAUUAAUCAAUGGAAACCAGUCAAUUGAGACAAGUGGAACUCUAUGUUCUGAAGCUCAAGAUGUAAGCAAUUUCUCUACAGUUAUGGGACAUCAUUUUCAAGAGAAUUAUAAUGACCAUAGCAGCAAUAAUCAUUGUGAAGAUAAUAAUUAUCAGCUUGCUGAGCUGACUUCCAAACAAUCAAACUUCAGUGGAACUGAUGGGUCUCCUGAGACAUUCCUUGAAGUAACAGAUGGAGGAAGAGUAGUUGCAGUAUGUCCUGUGAUAAUUAGUAGGAAUAAUGAAUUUUACUGCUCUGAAUGCAAAAGUACAUUCCCUGAUAGAUUCUCAGUCAUCUCUCAUUUAAUGAGUCAUGUAGAAAUCAAGCUAUUCCGGUGUAUUGCUUGCGAUUUACUCUCAUCCUCAGAGGCUGAAGCUAGACUUCAUUUUGAAUCACACAUUUCUGGAGGAGUUAUGCCUGGAUUUAUCAACAAAAUAAAUCUGAAUAGUAAUAAAAAAGAACAUAAUUUUAGCAAAGCUGAAGUACACAGCACAGUUAAGAAUUCAAGCAUCAAAAGUGGAAAGCGUGAACGCAAAUGGAUUUGCAAGAUUUGUCAGAAAGCAUUCUGCAGUUCAAAAGCUCUUCAUGAACAUGAUGUUGUCCAUACUGGGGCUCGUGAUUUUCCCUGCAAUAUUUGUGGUAAAGCUUUUGGAACAGCUGCAAAUAUGCGCAUUCAUCUUGCAACACAUUCAGAUCAGCGACCAUAUGUUUGUCUGACAUGCAAUGCUUCUUUUCGCCAGAAGGAUAGCCUUAAGGUACACAUCCGGAAACAUACUGGUGAACGACCCUUUGUUUGCAGUGUAUGCAAAAUGGCCUUUGACCGCAGCUUUACCUUGAAGAACCAUAUGAUGAAGCAUGCAGAGAAAUCUUUUGUUUGCUCUGUUUGUGGGAAAUCUUUUUCCACUAGGGGUGGUUUAUUUAAUCAUGAAAGGCUGCACUUUAAGGAUCCCACUUUGCCUAAGAAGGAACGUCAGCCUCGUGCUAAAUCAGGAACUGGUGAUUGGAUCUGUGAUGAAUGUGGCAAGAUAUAUUCCUCUCGCAGUAAUCUUAAAAUACACAAGAAAACUCAUGAACAAAUUCAAGUCUGCCAUGUCUGUCCUGUGUGUUCCCAAUCAUAUAAAAGCAGGGACAGUAUGGAGGUCCAUAUGAGGAGGCACACUGAAGAACGACCGUAUAAAUGCACUAUGUGCUCCAGGUCGUUUUUUAGAAACUAUACUCUCAAAAUUCACAUUCUGACCCAUACAGGAGAGAAACCACAAAAAUGUCCCAUAGAAGGUUGCAGUAAGUCUUUUGCACAAAGAUCAAGUCUAUCUUUUCAUGUUAAAAAUCACAAAAGAAAGGAGGAACGCAGUUUGAACCCAGGUAAUGGUAAACGUCCCUAUAGAAAACGUCAGGCUGCUGUAGAUGCAGCUAAUGGCAACGUCAGUGUAAACAGUAUCACGAAUAUAAAAGACUAUGAAAGUUCCGACGUGCCCAAAAUUGGAGGAACGGAGGCUUUGAAAUUUGGUCCAGAGGCUUUAAUGUCACAAAAUAUUGCAGAAAACAUUGUUGAUCCUGGUGUGCAGUCAAUGCUCGAUGAUAUCUCCAAUAACAUAUCCCACCAGAUUGAAUUACCUUCUGUCUGGGGUGAUAAUGAAGGUGUAUCCAUGUUAGGUGUUGUUAAUGGGCUUCAUCACACUUCACAACAUAUGUCUCUUAAUGACCAAUCAAUAGUUACGGAUCUCCAACAGCAGCACUGCCAGCAGACAAGCCUUAUGCAAUAUGUGUCAUCUGAAACACUACCGAUGUUGGUUGGUGUUCCUGAUACCAUGAUAUACCAUCAUGACAGUGUUCACAAAAUGGUAUCAGGGCAGCCACCUCAUUUGCCAUAGAAAUUAAUUUCAUGUUGACUGUUUUUAAAUUAGCUGUAAGUGUUUCAUGAAGUACUAAGCAAUCAGAAUUAAUGCAAGGUAAAUUUUAAAAUGGAGCAAUAUUAGACUAUUAUUUUAAGUACCAUCCAGCUAUUUCUUUCUAGAAUUCAAUUUUUAUUUAAUUUUGUGCAUUCCAUUCAGUGUAAUCUUUUUGGAUACAUUGGCUAUUUAGUGCCUAUUGAUUAUUAUUGGUUUUACAUGGCACCCAAUGGUAAUUUGUUAAGUUUGAAAUUGGAAGUAUGAAGUAUGUAAAGCUCAAAUCUAUUUUGAAGUUAGUGAGUUUAAUCUUAAUUUUUUUAUUAUUCAACCAUUGUGUUAAGCGUGAGUUGUGAGAGGUUGAUAGGUAUUUUUUUUUUGCCAAGAAGUAUGAUGGAAUGUGAAGAUUUGUUUCAUUGGUGUUUUUGAUGUCAUUUUGUGGCUGUGAUUAUUUUCUUAGCUUUCUUUUUCUUGAGUUUCAAUCUUGUAGUAUUGUGAAUGAUGCAAUACGUCAAGAUUUUAGGGAGCAGUAAAGAAAUUUCCAAUUUCAUGCAAAUGGAAUUAAAAUGUAUUUUUAUGUACAUUCAACAAAUAAAUAAUGAUAAGAAUAAGGUAAAGAAAUAACCAACAUCUCUUCAGUGAGUACUCAUGAUAAGUUUUACAAUUAGGUUCAUUGGCAGUCUAAUUGUGCUGGGAGAGAUACAUCAGAAAUACAUCAUACAAGAGGGGUAACACAAGUUAUCAGAGUAACAUGUAUUCUUCAUCCUUAAGAUUUACUUUCCAGUGUGAACCUAAUUUUAAUUAUUGGGAGAGGGCUACUCAACUCAUUGUCCAUUGUUCAUCCCCCAGCUAGGAUGAAAACAAAAUCAUUACUGUACUUUGAGUUGUUUAAAUGUGUUUAUCUAUUA